GCACAGACUGAAAACCCUUUUUUAAACUCUGCACUUCUUCAUCAAACCGGCAGUUGGCUCCGCCUACUUCUCCAUGGCAACCAGCCUCUGAGUGCAGAGAAGCAAUAACUGUAAUACUUACCCUUUUAAAACACAAACACACAAUUAAACAUAACAUCUGUAAACCAAAAAUUCAUACUUCAUUACAAUUUGUUUUAUUGUUGUGUUUUAUAUUGUCUGUUUUGCCUGGGCUUGGCGCCAUGUAAGCCGCCCCGAGUCCCCUUGGGGAGAUGGGGCGGGUUUAAAAAUAAAAUUAUUAUUAUUAUUAUACCCACCCCUCCAUGUACUCAGUUCCCUGAACUGAGUCUGUCUGUAAAUCACACCUACUAACUCGUAACGUCACUCCUUACUUACUUAGGCGAUUCCCCCAUUGUCCAGCCUUCCAAGUGUAGUGCCUUGGCGAUGGGCCCCACCAGUUCUCCCAGUCCUCUCACUCUGAAUGUCAUCUGAGAGAAGAGGUGGAUGUAUCUUCAUCCAGACUGAAGGCAGCCUAGAAGCGCAGAACCAAGAUGGAAGGGCAAGAGCCAGCUGCCUCCCAGUUAGAAGUAUGUUUUUCUACUAUUGAGGAAGAGAACAAUAAAGCAUUCUGGGAGGACUCUUGGAAGAAAGACCGGGAGAGCAGUCCGCUCCAUCCAGUCCUUCAGGGCCAGCACGUCCAGCAUUUCCGCUAUGAGGAGGCCUUGGGGCCCCGGGAGGUUUGCAGCCGCCUCCACUCUCUCUGCCGCCUGUGGCUGAAGCCAGAGCGACACUCCAAGGCGGAGAUGCUGGACCUGGUGCUCCUGGAGCAGUUCCUGGCCGUCCUUCCUGCGGAGAUGGAGCACUGGGUGAGGGAAUGUGGGGCAGAGACCAGUUCCCAGGCCAUGGCUUUGGCUGAAGGAUUCCUCCUGAGUCGGGCAGAGGAGAGGAAGCAGGAGAAGCCCCAGGUGCAGGACUCUUGUACAGAUGGGAUCAACCAGGUGGAGGAGUCUCCUUCAGACACCAUGUGCGUUGCCCAGAUUGGAGAAGGCAAAUCUAUCACAGUUGGCAGUGAAACAUGGCCAAGUGAUAGUAGCACAACUUUUCACAAUUCUUUCCUAAGAAGAGAUUCUGCAGGACCAGAUCGGGUGACUUUUGAAGAUGUGUCUGUGGAUUUCUCAGAGGAGGAGUGGGCCCUCUUGGAUCCGAGCCAAAAAGCCUUGCACCAGCAAAUCAUGGAGGAGAAUCUGGGGAUUGUGUCAUCUCUGGGAGAAAGGCCAUUGAAAUGGUUGCAGUGUAAAAAGAGCUUCAAUCAAAAGAAACGCCUUAUUCAUCAGGCAACUCACAAAAGAGAAAGGCUGUGCAAAUGCUUGCAAUGUGGAAAGAGCUUCAGUCACAAGAAUGUCCUUAUUAUUCAUCAGGCAACUCACACAGGGGAGAAGCCAUUUAAAUGCUUGCAGUGUGGAAAGAGUUUCAGUCACAAGCACGACCUUAUUAGUCAUCAAACAACUCACACAGUAGAGAAGCCAUUUGAAUGCCUGCAGUGUGAAAAGAGCUUCAGUCUAAAGGGAAGCCUUAUUCGUCAUCAGGCCACUCACACAGGAGAGAAACCAUUCAAAUGCUUGCAGUGUGAAAAGAGCUUCAGUCGGAAAUCAUACCUUAUUCGUCAUAAGGCAUCUCACACAGGAGAGAAACCAUUUAAAUGCUUGCAGUGUAAAAAGGGCUUCAGUCAAAAGCAGCACCUUAUUACUCAUCAGGCAACUCACACAGGAGAGAAGCCAUUUCAAUGCUUUCAGUGUGAAAAGAGCUUCAGUCUAAAGGGAAACCUUAUUAGUCAUCAGGAAAUUCACAAAGGAGUGAAGCCAUUUCAAUGCUUGCAGUGUAAAAAGUGCUUUAGGCGCAAGAACAUUCUUAUUAGUCAUCAGGCAACUCACACAGGAGAGAAGCCAUUUCAAUGCUUUAAGUGUGAAAAGAGCUUCAGUCUAAAGGGAAACCUUAUUAGUCAUCAGGAAAUUCACAAAGGAGUGAAGCCAUUCAAAUGCUUGCAGUGUGAAAAAAGCUUCAGUCACAAGCACGUCCUUAUUCGUCAUCAGGCAAUUCACACAGGAGACAAGCCCUUUCAAUGUUUGCAGUGUGAAAAUUGCUUCAGUGAAAAAAGCAGUCUUAUACGUCACCAGGCAACUCACACAGGAGUGAAACCAUUUCAGUGCUUGCAGUGUGAAAAGAGCUUCAGUCAAAAGGUAAAUCUUAUUCGUCAUCAGGCCACUCACACAGGAGAGAAGCCAUUUAAAUGCUUGCAGUGUGGAAAGAGCUUCAGUCGAAACUCAAACCUUGUUUGCCAUCAGGCAACUCACAAGGGAGAGUAACCAUUUAAAUGCUUGCAAUGUGAAAAGGGCUUCAGUCACAAGCACACCCUUAUUAGUCAUCAAGCAACUCACACAGGAGUAAAGCCUGUUAAAGGAUAUCAGUGUGAAAAGAGCUUCAGUCACAAGCACGUCCUUAUUAGUCAUCAGGCAACUCACACAGGAGAGGAGCCAUUUAAAUGCUCAGUGUGAAAAGAGCUUCAGUCGGAAAUCACACCUUGUUUGUCAUUAAGCAACUCAAGGCAGAGGAAAACUAUCUGUUUUCCAUCUGUCGGGGGUGCUUUGAAUGCGAUUUCUUGCUUCUUGGCAGGGGUUUGGACUGGACAGCCCAUGAGGUCUCUUUCAACUCUACUAUUCUACUAGAGUGUGUAAAGAUCUGCAGUUGAAACACAAGCCUUCUUUUUUAAUUGUCAACCUAUACGGAAGAAAUGGGGUAAAGGGAAGAUCAUUUGUUUUACAUCAGAGUGGGCAUGAAUCUUUGUUAUAGAAACACUAAGUUAAAAAGCAAUGGCUUUUGGGGAAAAUAAUAAUCUGACCAAUAUCUCAUUAAGCAUAACUAAUAUUUUGAGAGCUAAAGGAAGGAUAUUUCAAGUUUUCUUUUAGCCAUUCAUGAACAUUGGUUACUGCAAAUAUUUCCUGUCAUGUAUAUUCAGGGUUACUUUUGGACUUUACCUGGACAUUGCAACACAAUACUUCCAUUCAGGUGGGGAAAUCACCUCUCCCUAUCCUUGGGGAAGAACCAGUUUCACCACCCUGCGCCUUUGAUGAACAGGACUUCUCGCAUCAGAAGGAAUCUGCAUGACUACAGCCAAACCCCAACCUCUGUCAUUUUGCAUAAUUGUAUUAAUAUAUUAUGUUUUGUUUCUCUGGGGCCUGGAAUCACCAGCCCAGCCCUAUUAAUGGGCCAUGUCAUGUACAUCUAAUAAGACAAUAGCAUUCCUGGGUAGGGCCAGAAAAUGCCCUCAAUCACUUUGUUAUUUUUCCUGUUCAGUAAAAGGAGCCCCAUUCAUCAAUGCUUAAUCAUCCCUUGUCCCAGCCCAUGCUGGCCAGUGAGCCAAGCCCCUCUCUGUGACUGGUCAGAAUUCAAGGCUUGGCUGCAGGCUAUGUAUAAAAAGGGCUCUGAAACUGUAUUCUGUAUGCUAUCUACUUUAUGAAUGUAUCACUAGCUAACAUCUUACCUGCAGAUAAUAACAUUUUCCUUGGCUGAAAAUCACCUUCUCUCCUUGCUUGCUGGCUAAUUUCAGUUGGGCCUAAUCUAUUUGCUCACCAAAGCAGGGACUCACUCAAAAUGGGCAGCUCAGGCGGAUCACUUGCCUGGGUUUCUGCCAACAGGCUUCUCCCUGGUCUCCCUGCCAGGGGUUGCCUCCUAAAAUGGGGCCAACAAGUAUCUUAGGCGAUCCCUCGUAGCUCGAGGACGAUUGUCUUCCAUCCUUGGUGUCUUGGGGGUGGGUUCUUAAGUGGCUGAAGAGACCUAUUCUUGACCCGCAUAUUCUCCCGCAGUGAGAACAUCGGUUUCCAGGUGGAAGGCGGUCCCGGUCGGGGUUAGCUUGACGCUCCUUCCUCUUGGCAUGUUUCUCCCUUAAGCCCUCUGUUCAUGCCUCUUCGAACUCCGCAGCACUGCUGGUCACAGCUGACCUCCAAUUAGAGCGCUCAAGGGCCAGGGCUUCCCAGUUCUCAGUGUCUAUGCCACAGUUUUUAAGGUUGGCUUUGAGCCCAUCUUUAAAUCUCUUUUCCUGCCCACCAACAUUCCGUUUCCCAUUCUUGAGUUCGGAGUAGAGGAGCUGCUUUGGGAGACGGUGAUCGGGCAUUCGGACAACGUGGCCAGUCCAGCGGAGUUGAUGGCGUAGGAGCAUCGCUUCAAUGCUGGUGGUCUUUGCUUCUUCCAGCACGCUGACAUUUGUCCGCCUGUCUUCCCAAGAAAUUUGCAGGAUUUUCCCGAGGCAACGCUGAUGGAAACACUCCAGGAGUUUGGUGUGACGUCUGUAGACAGUCCACGUUUCGCAGGCGUAGAGCAGGGUUGGGAGGACAAUGGCUUUGUAAACAAGCACCUUGGUCUCUCUACGGAUGUCCCGGUCAUCAAACACUCUCUGCUUCAUACGGAAAAAUGCUGCUCUCGCAGAGCUCAGGCGGUGUUGUAUUUCAGUGUCAAUGUUGACUUUUGUGGAGAGGUGGCUGCCAAGGUAGCGGAAAUGGUCAACAUUAUCUAAUGUGACACCGUUAAGCUGUAAUCCUGGCAUUGCAGAGGGAUUAGCUGGUGCCUGUUGGAAGAGCACUUUGGUUUUCUCGAUGUUCAGUGAGAGGCCGAGCUUCUCGUAUGCUUCUGCAAAGGUGUUUAGAGUGGCUUGUAGGUCUUCUUUUGAAUUCGCACAGACUACGUUGUCAUUGACAUAUUGGAGUUCUAUAACAGAUGUUGCGGUGACCUUGGUUUUGGCUUUCAGUCUGCUGAGGUUAAAUAGCUUGCCAUCUGUCCGAUAGAUGAUUUCCACUCUGGUGGGAAGUUUCCCAUCAACAAGGUGAAGUAUCAUAGCGAUGAAGAUGGAGAAUAAGGUAGGGGCAAUAACACAUCCCUGCUUGACACCUGAUUCCACCUUAAAUGGGUCACUUUGGGAGCCGUUGCUGUCCAAGACUGUUGCCAUCAUGUCAUCAUGGAGGAGCCGCAGGAUGUUCACAAAUUUGUCAGGGCACCCGAAUUUUUGGAGGAUGGUCCAGAGAGCGCUGCGAUUCACUGUGUUGAAUGCCUUUGCAAGGUCAAUGAAUGCCAUGUACAAAGGUUUGUUUUGUUCCCUGCAUUUUUCUUGGAGCUGUCGAGCAGUGAAGUUCAUGUCCACUGUUCCUCUGGAGGGGCGGAAGCCAUUCUGGGAUUCUGGGAGGGUGUCUUCUGAGACAGGGAGAAGGCGGUUUGCAAGGAUUCUUGCAAGGAUUUUCCCGGCGGAGGUUAGAAGGGAGAUACCACGAUAGUUCCCGCAGUCUGUUCUGUCCCCUUUCUUGGAAAGGGUGAUGAUGGUGGCAUCCUGCUGGGAUUUUCUCGGUCAUCCACACUUUUUCAAUGAGCUGGUGGAGUUGUUGUAUCAGCUCGGGUCCACCCUCUUUGAAGAUUUCAGCAGGAAUCCCAUCAGGUCCGCUGGCUUUGUUGUUUUUUUGUUGGCUGAUGGCAUUGCUGACUUCUUCCAAACUAGGCAGUGCUGCAAGCUCAUCCCUGGUUUGUUUUUGCGGGAUUUAUGAGAGGGUCUCUUCGGCCACAUUGGAGCUGCGAUUCAGCAGGUUCUGGUAGUGCUCUUUCCAAGGUAGUGCAAUUGAUGUUUUGUCCUUCAGAAUUUUGGUUCCAUCUGAUGAGCAUAGGGGCUGUAUGCCAUGGUUUCUUGGUCCAUAAAUGAUAUUUGUGGCUUUGAAAAAUCUCUGAGCGUCAUGGGUAUCUGCAAGGUGUUGGAUUUCUUCAGCCUUCUUUGUCCACCAGAUGUUCUUGAGUUCUCUGGUCCUUGGACCAGAUGGUUGCCUGUUGGACCUCAGCUUUUGCACUGGCAUAGAUCUUUUUCUUGGCAGCACAGUUGGUGUCUCUCUGCCAUGUUUGGAAGGCUUUCCUUUUGUUAUCAAUUAGCUGUUGGAUCUCUGUCGUUAUCAUCAAACCAGUCUUGAUGUUUCUUAGUUUGGUAUCCAAUGGUUUCUUCGCAGGCUGUGAUGAUGGAGGUCUUCAGUUUGUUCCAAUGUUCCUCAACAUUUUCGGGGUGUUCUGUGGGUAGAUGAUCUUUGAGUGUUGUUUGGAGAAGGGCUCGUUUGGAGGGCUCCUGAAGGGCUUGGGUGUUCAUUUUGCGCCUUGUUUUUCUUCCUUGGAGUCUGCGUUUGGGGACGAUCUUGAUAGCCAUCGUGGAUCGGAUUAACCUGUGGUCUGUCCAGCAGUCAUCAGCACCUGUCAUGGCUCUUGUGAGAAGCACAUCGCGGCGGUCUCUGGCACGUGCGAUAACAUAGUCCAAGAGGUUCCAAUGCUUUGACCGGGGGUGCUUCCAUGAUGUCCUGAGCUUGUUUUUCUGGCGGAAGAGCGUGUUGGUGAUGACAAGGUUGUGCUCUCCGCAUUUGGUGAGAAGCAAGAUGCCAUUCGAGUUGCUGUUCCCGACCCCGUCUUUUCCUAUUAUCCCUGGCCACAGGUCAGAGUCCCUUCCGACUCUUGCAUUAAGGUCCCCCAGGAGGAUGAUUUUGUCCUCCUUAGGUAUCUCCGAUAGGAUGGUGUCCAGCUGACAGUAAAAAUUUUCCUUGAUGUCUUCGUCAGCAUCUAGAGUUGGUGCAUAGGCGCAUAUGAUGGUUGCCUGUUGGUUUGGGGCAAGGUUAAUUUGGAGGGUUGAGAGUCGUUCGUUGAUGCCAGUGGGUGCUUCAGUCAGGUGCUUCACCAGGUCGUUUCUUCGCUCUUCUUCAGGCAGUCCCUUCCAGAAGAAGGUGUAGCCUCCCUUUUCUUCCUUCAGCUGUCCCUCUCCUGCUCUCCGGAUCUCCUGAAGGGCUGCUAUGUCGAUCUUAAAGCGUCCCAGCUCCCUUGCAAUGAUAGCAGUCCUGCGUUUGGGCGUUCGCUGUCAGUGUUAUCUAACAAUGGCCGUACGUUCCAUGUUCCAAAGUUCAUUUUUCUUUUUUGGCCGCAGAGUGGUGACCCCUCUGGACGCGGCAGUCCAGUCAGGGUAGGAGAGGCAGACUAUGUUUAGGGCACCUUUUCUAGCCCCUUCCCCGUGUGGGGUGAGCAGAGCGGAUCCUAAAAAGGGCUGCUCAGUCAUGGAUACAGCUGCCGGACUACUCAACUGCCUUGGUCCUUGAGGUAGAACGACUGAGUCCAUAUCCACUGCCCAUGUGCCAGUCUGUGACUAGGGGCUUCCAGAUUUCACAGUCCUGCCCCCGUCGCCACUCGCUGAUCGCCAUGGGGCUUUUGUAGGUUUGUUUUUAUUUUUAUUGGAAGACGCCUGUGUGUGAUUUUUUUUAAUGUGUGGAGGUCGGUGCACAGCCAGUCAACACACAGUCUUCACAGAGUGAGGUUCUGUGAUGACUCAUGGGCCUUGUAGUCCUGUUCCUAGUACUAUUGUGGCAGACGAAGAGGAAAACAUGGGAUUUUCGCCGGUUCAGCAAGAGCCGGAGCCUCUUCACCUGCAGGAUGUUGACGUUUGCCCUCAAGAAUUCAGUCAAACAGGCCUUGGGCAGAGCUCCCCCCCGUUUUCCAGGAGGGAAAAUUAUACUAAAGAUAGGGGAGUCAGGGAGGCUAAUCGCAGAAGCCUGAGAAUCGCUGCCAAACAAAUGGCUGAUUAGGUCUGCUUCCCUUGGGAAAUUCUAAGGAGUCAUGCAUCUGGACAGAGUUGGGUUUCGCUUCUCGUUCUCUAGGGAAAGAGUUCUGUUGGCGGGAAAACGAGACCCAAUAUAAGUGUUUGGCGCACGAAUACUUUGCGGAGUCAAUUGAUCAGCUUGAGGAGAGGGAUCGUGUGUGGACUUCGUAAUCCCAGUUCCUUGCUUCCCGGAUCAAGCUUCAAGCCUUUGCCUUGUCUCACGGUUUUGCCACGGACUUUGUUUCAUGCUUCAUGUUUGCCUCGUUUUAAGUCUCGGAUCAAGUCAAGAAUCAAGUUUAUUUCCAGCCUUGUUGUCAAGCUUCAUUGGACUUUAAAGACUCUGUUAUUUCCCCACACUAUUGCUUGGCAAAGUGUGUGUUUCGGUCAAGUGGAUUAAAACUUUGAACUCUAAUAUCUUAUAUUGGACAAUACAUUUCUGGACUAUAUUUGACCUCAUCUGAAAGGUCUGCUUCUGAACUUUAUUCUUCACUUGUUUUUAUUGAUUUUAUAUAUUUCUUUAAUAAAGAUAUUAGAUAGAGA
Messenger RNA from Anolis carolinensis (green anole), 8185 nucleotides. RefSeq names its product gastrula zinc finger protein XlCGF57.1. Bases 549 to 2360 code for a protein of 603 amino acids. The record is from RefSeq and is a predicted model, not a curated record. Gene Ontology annotation, biological process: regulation of DNA-templated transcription. The transcript is spliced from 6 exons. Lineage: Eukaryota; Metazoa; Chordata; Lepidosauria; Squamata; Anolidae.